Phaedon cochleariae (mustard beetle) is the source of this 810-nucleotide messenger RNA. Lineage: Eukaryota; Metazoa; Arthropoda; Insecta; Coleoptera; Chrysomelidae. The record is from the annotation of a GenBank genome assembly.
AUCAGGUUCUUUUGUCAACUAAUAUUUAGGCCAACAUUCUGAAACAUGAAUUCACGAUUUGGUCAAAGUUCCACCAAAAUUCGACAAGAAUUUGAACAGGUACAGGGCGAACAACUUGAUAAAAUUCUUUGGUGGCUGUUUUUUGUUUUGUCGGCAGCAUUACAAGGUCGCUAUAUCAGUGAGAAGAUGAGACAAGUGAAAACCACGCUGACUCCCAUCUAUCAUGAAAUCUACCAAAAUUGCAGACACCAAAUCUGCCCCUAUCCUGAAGGGUAUCCAGAAAGAGAGAUCAUGCAGGCAAUGACCAGAAAGGAGUCGUUAGUGGGAAUGUUCGGAAUCAUCCUGAACUCAACUUUCGAUGCAACAAUUUUCGAGAAUAGAUCUGGAGCUAGAGAAAUCACCAGAAGCCUCUGUUCUACUGAAGGACCAGCAACCUAUCAGCCCAGAGUGAUGCGAAAUUUGAAUGGACAGUGGAGAUACGUCAUUAAUGUCGGCGAAUUUCAGCAAACAUUCUCCUCUGAAUUCUGCAGGAAAUUUGAUAGCAGACGCAAUUUCCGAGAUGAAUACUGUAACGAAUUCGAAGCAGGAUGUGACCAGGAUUUUCAAGAAAUGUUCCUACUGACAUACGAGAAUGGAGUCAUUGAUUUCGACAAGUUCAUGAUACCAACCACCUGUAAUUGUAUGUGCAAUUUGUAGAUUCAUUUUUAUCACUUUUUUUAUAAGAGUUCGAAAUUAUUUAUUUUUGACUGACUGAUGAUAUUGAUAAUUGAUGUACCUACUCCAGAAACAACGAAAAAUAAAGAAUAUUUC